Macadamia integrifolia is the source of this 881-nucleotide messenger RNA. Its product is annotated as glutelin type-D 1-like. The record is from RefSeq and is a predicted model, not a curated record. The transcript is spliced from 2 exons. The coding region runs from base 16 to 708 and encodes 230 amino acids. NCBI's taxonomy places the organism in Eukaryota, Viridiplantae, Streptophyta, Magnoliopsida, Proteales, Proteaceae.
UAGCAGCGAGCAUCCAUGGAGUCAGAAAUAGGACCCAUGAUUGCCCCCAAGGUUUUUGAAGGAGAGGGUGGAUCUUAUUAUAUCUGGUCCAGUGCUGAAUUUCCCAUACUUGGCCAGGCCAAGAUUGGUGCAGGGAAGCUCGUUCUAAACCCCCUUGGUCUAGCUUUACCUCACUAUGCUGAUUCCUCUAAGAUUGCCAUUGUAGUUCAAGGAAAGGGGAGAAUUGGAAUAGUAUUUCCAAAAGCUUUAGAAGAGGAGGUGGUAGAGAUUGAGGAAGGUGAUAUUAUACCUGUACCACUUGCUUCUGUUUCAUGGUGGUUAAACGAUGGAGACUCCAAAUUGGUUGUGGUAUUCUUUGGUGACACAUCGAAGGGUCACAAUCCUGGCAAUGUCACAUAUUUAAUAUUAGCCGGAACUAAGGGUAUCUUCACUGGUUUCUCCACUGAUUUUGUUAGUGGAUCUUGUGAUUUAGAUGAAGAAGAUACAAAUAAGGUUUUGAAAAGCCAGUCUGGCGACUUAAUUAUCAAACUUAAAGAAGGAACCAACAUGCCUCAACCUUCUAAGGCUGAUAAACAAGAACUGAUCUUUAACAUUGAGGCUACAUUGCCCGACAUCGACGUCGAGAAUGGCGGAAAGAUGGUUGUUCUAACAGGAGAAAUUUCCAUUAUUGGGAGAAGUUGGGUUGAGUGUCAAGCAUGUAAGGCUUGAUGCUAAUGCAAUGUGUGCACCAGAAUUCUCUUCAGAUUCAGCUGGUCAUCAAAUGAUCUACAUUGUCAAAGGCAGUGGCCGUGUACAAGUUGUUGGCAUUGAUAGUGAACGUGUCUUGGACACAACAGUGAAGGAUGGUGAUUUGUUUGUUGUUCCAAUUGUCUUUGUGGUCU